Hydractinia symbiolongicarpus is the source of this 2769-nucleotide messenger RNA. RefSeq names its product syndecan-2-like. Lineage: Eukaryota; Metazoa; Cnidaria; Hydrozoa; Anthoathecata; Hydractiniidae. The transcript has a single exon. The coding region runs from base 137 to 874 and encodes 245 amino acids. Gene Ontology annotation, biological process: cell migration. The record is from RefSeq and is a predicted model, not a curated record. Gene Ontology annotation, cellular component: cell surface; membrane.
GUUAAAUGAAGUGUAGAGAAAAGUCGACGACGGAGCUCAGUUGAAAGAAUUUCGACGAAUGUGCAAGGAAAUUGUAAUACUCACAUUCGGAAUAAAAUUUUAUAUUGAAGAGUAAUAACAUACAGAAAUUGACAAUAUGAAGCUCAGUGUUAAACUUUUGUGUUUAUUUGUUGUUAUUAUUUCGGUAAAAAGCAACGAUGAAGAAAAAGGCAUACUUAAAUUCGAAGAAGGUGGAGAUAAUAUGGACACUGAAAGUAUAAACAACAUUUUAAAAAAAAUGUCAAAGAAAUUUAAAAACGUUGACGAUGAGGACUCAGUAGGAUCAGGGAAUGAUGACGAAGAUUCAGAGUCUUCUGGGAGUGGUGAUGAAGAGGAGAGUGGGGAUGGAAGUGGUGCUGUUUUGCCUACUAAGAGAGUGACAACAGGAACGAAAGAAAGAAAGAAGGCCUCACCUACUGUGAUCAAUAUAAAUUAUGUUUCUACAACCACCGAGAAAACUACCACUAUGAGUAACAAUGUGGAAGUUAAAAGUACAGAUACAGUUGAAGAAAAUAACAAUGUAAAUGAAGGUGAGGGAGGUGAAAAUGAAGAAAAAGAGAUUGAAGUGCAACCUGAUGAUGAAACUGGCAAUAAUAAAAGGCAGGUUGGCGAUAACAACCGUAAAAAGGUUGCCAAAGGAGGAGUGAACUUCACUGUUGGAAUUAUUAUUGGUGUUGUCGUUGGUGCUGUAUUGGCUAUUUUGAUUAUUGUGUUUUUGGUUUACAGACUACGCAAAAAAGAUGAGGGUAGUUACAGCCUUGAUGAACAGUCAUCGACAACUUACCUAAGGGGGGAUACAGACAAUCCGACAAAGGGAAAAGAAUAUUUUGCAUAAAUGUUUUCUAUGUAGAUUAGUAUGUAUGUUAAUUUAAUGUGUGUUUUGUGAAUUCUUAUGUAUCCUUCAUCCCUCUGAUUUCCUAUUCAUGGUUUACGUUUAGUGUCGAAAAAGUUUUUUUAAAUCGUAUCUAGCUAGUUAUCUGUUUUUGUACUCUAUAACUUUUUUUACAUAAAUGUACAUGAAACAUUCUGUCUCUUUCAACUCUUAUGUGUACUUUUAUUUACCUUGAUUUGAAGAAUACAAUGUCUUUAUGUGGAAGAAGUUUUUGUGUCAACAAAGUUUUUUUUUAGAUUAUUUAUUCAAAACUAUGUAUUAUAGACCUGUUGUAAUUUACAGUUUUUUAAAAAAGAAGCAGUAUUAUCUUCAUAGCAUAAAAUGUUAUUCAAGUAUAGCUAAAGGCAUAUGGAAUAACCUGAAAAAAUUUUUAUGUGAUAUAUCACAUGCUAUGAUAAGCACUUGUAAAGUUGAUAAAAGUGAAUUGCGUUAAUGGUGCCAUAGAUAAAUAUUUCUCACCAGAAUUUUCACUGUGAAUAUCAUGUUUUGAUAUACAACAGUAGACUCAAGCCAUUGAUUGGGAGUUUACACUUUGUUGUUUGUUUUUUUGCCAUCAUCUUAGUAAUCAAUGAGGUGUUUAAUUUUUCUUUAGUAAUGCACAUUUUAUUCAAAAUUUUUAUAAAAUUUAAAAAACAUCGAAUAGCUAAGUUAACUUUUUAUAUUUCAUUAUAUUCUUGUGUAUAUGUCUGUUUUUUUGUAUACCUCAUAAUUUGGUGUUCAAUAAAACACAUUUCUCUAACUAAGAUGAAAUUGAAACAUACAAUUCCUUUUUUAAUUCUUAUUGGUGAUCUUUUUUGUUUUUUAUGCGUACUACAUUAAUAAUUUUAACUCUGACAAUUAAAGUGUAGUUGUGUUCCUAAUAUAUUUUAGUUUUGGAAAUGGUAGCUUCUCAACCUAUAAUGCAAAAAAUAACUAAUAAAGCAUCAAUUGCCUGUUGUGUUUUGUUGAUAAAAAAUUUAAUAUUGUAAUAUUACUAACAUUGUAAGUUUUGCCAAUUUAAAAAAAAUAUUACGUGUUAUCAGCAACCGUCUUUUACUUAUCCCUCUCAAUCAUUAUCCUGUUUUACAUUCAUUUUACAUUAAUUUGAAAUAUUUUUGUAUUUGAAAGGAGACACUUCAUUAUUAAGACUACAGGAAACUGAUCAUCCUGUAUUGUUUAUUGAAGCAACAUUUCCUAAGGAUGUAUUAUUUUGUUAGCAGUUUUGCUGGGUUCUUUGUUUAGCUUUAUGUUAGGGCAUGUAAUUUAUGAUGUUAUUGUUCCCCUUGUGUUAAAGUUGAUAAACUAUGUGACCUAUUUCUUCACUGACAUUUUUAUUGUUUUCAAACGAUUUUAUUGAGAGUUAAAACGUCAGCAGAUAGUUAGUGAGGGUGAUUUGCAGGGUAAUGUUUCCUAUCAAUGAUAUUAUUAUUUUGUGCAUGUGAAAGUUUGAAAGUGUUUAAGCUUUGUAUUUGAAGGGUAUAGAAAGUGGUUGACCAAGUACUCAAGUGAUUAUAAAAUAAUCUCUUGAGAAUGGUGUAGAACUGUUUUUUGGUUUUUAACACAAAGUGUUGUUUCUUAUAUAUUUGAAAGCAUUAGUCAUAAAAUGGACUUCAAAAGUUUAACCUCUUGAGUUGUGUUGUUAAAAUUUCCAUUAUUAAAAUUCUCAUUGAGGAUCUUGUGACUUUUCCAUAAUAUAUAAUGGAUGAGCUCCAUUCAUAAUAUUUCAGCGCAUUGAAUGCAAGCCAAAUUAAUUAUUGAAUUUUUAAGCUUUCAUUCGUUGUCCAUAUUUAAAAAAUCAAAUGUCCAUAUUUGUAAGGUUAAACGAUCAAACAUUUCGUCAAACGUUAUAUUUUCAUUUU